AUGUGCAGCGUUGGAGAAAAACGUGUAUGGGAAGACAAUUCAGUGAGAAACGUACGAAAAAAGUGUGUCCUUAGGACGUCUGAUAAGCAAAAUGACCAAAGUCUGAAACUAGAUAGCUUCUUGCAAAGGACGCCCCAUGAGAUCAUUCUCAAAAUCUUAGAACACUUGUGUCAUGAAGACAUGAAAAGUUUAGUUUUGGCCAACAAACGCAUAAGGUGGACACUACUGCCGUAUUUUUUUGAGAAGGUUAAGAUAGGGUGGGAAGAGUUGUUGGAUACUUGGCAAGAUUGCGGAGCGUUGACCGUUCCGAUAUCAGAUGCCCAACUUAUUGAAAAGCUCCGAAUCACCACGGCGUGUUCCAAAAACGAAUGGACUUUUCCCUUCGAACGACUCUUCUCUCACGAUGCUGCUGAAAGUAGAAUGAGUAAUUUGCGAAGUUUGCAAUUAACAACUUCCGGGUCUACCAGUUUUUUCAAAUACUGUAACACCGCGGACAAGCUGAAGGAGUUGAAAGUCGCUGCACAGAAGAAAUCAUCCAUUUUUAGCAUGUGCCACGUCCGUUGUUUACCGUCUUUACGGCAUUUAGAGCUCGCAGAUUUCCACAUCGAAACUUUCGACGAGGAUUCAACGGUGUGUCCUCUUUUAACCUCCCUACAGCUUGAAAAUUGUACCUGGUGCUUUCCAUUCAAUUUGGAGUCCUUCGGCAAGGACAAGGUCACAUCGCUUAGACUAACAUACUCAGAUUCUUUUGUCGCCAGCGAGCGGUUUCGAAAAUUUUUGUCAGAUCCCGGUUUUACACGAUUGCAAGAACUCUGCAUCACGAAUAAUGAAAGAAAUUUGAAACUUACUCUUUCUGUUCAAGUCAUUACAUUGAUCAAGAAAAUUACCACGCUGAAAGUGUUGAAACUGGUCGGCAACGUUUACAACGAGACUCUGAAUCAAUUCACUCAGCAUGACCUUGCAAAUUGCAUACAUUGCGCCAAUUCCCGCGAUGUCAAAGUUUUAUAUUCCAGUUUCGCGAGAGACUCGAGCUAA
Lachancea mirantina is the source of this 1035-nucleotide messenger RNA. NCBI's taxonomy places the organism in Eukaryota, Fungi, Ascomycota, Saccharomycetes, Saccharomycetales, Saccharomycetaceae. The record is from the annotation of a GenBank genome assembly.